Molecule: messenger RNA, 893 nt
Organism: Labeo rohita (rohu)
Lineage: Eukaryota; Metazoa; Chordata; Actinopteri; Cypriniformes; Cyprinidae
Exons: 8
Coding region: 261-893 (210 amino acids)
Source: RefSeq, a predicted model, not a curated record
UGGAGCAUUCGUGUGCCAAAAGAACAAUGUUCUACAAAUGAUCCCAAAAGAAAAAGUCAGUCAGUGUAAAAGAGCAAUUAAGAUUGAGCAGAGGCAAAGAGUAGUCUACUUGACUAUUCUUCACAAUCAUGACAAGUAGACAUCAACAAAUUAUCUCUUUAAAACACAUAUCAUGUGUAAGUAGCAUUUAUAUUAAAAAAAAAAAGAUAAUGUACAACUGACUUUUUAUUUUUUAAUAGUCAUAUACCUUGUCUUUCAGAAUGUUUUCAGUUGUGGAAUUCACCUCAGAUCACAGUGUAGCUGUAAUUCCUGAUGCAUGGAAAGAAAAAAUAGACCAGGACAUCUAUUGCUACUGGCCACCCAACAAUGUCCAAAGUCUAUUGAAAAAAAGGUCUUUGCCUGACAAAAUAAAGUGGAACAGACUACAAGUCCACAGAGUUUUUAAAUCCUCAGUUGACUACAUGACAGCCCAAAAGCUCAUGAGAAAAGCUCAAAUCACCUCGUGUCCUGAACUCUCAGACUCCUCCAUCACUGAGAAAAGGCCAACCAGGCUGAAGAGACCACCUUUACGCCUUUUAGAGUCAGAUAGUGAUAUCACAGAUAUUGAAGACAGUAAUAUCAAUACCAGGCCACCAGCAAAAAUACCAACCCUGCCCUCUCCACCGAGAACAAUGGAGCCAAGAAGGAACUCAGCCAAAACACCUGAGCCGUUACAGACAUGUGGGGGUCUUGACAGCUUACCAAGAGCGGGAUUUUGUGGGGGCUACAGAGCAGCUAUCAGUACCAAUAGUACUUAUUCAAUGAGGCCACAACAUUUAGAUUUCUGCAAUACACCAGCCUGGGAUGUCCAGAGUGAAGGACAUAGGGUCAUGGCACAUCAGUUCGAAGCGUAA